Carica papaya (papaya) is the source of this 1496-nucleotide messenger RNA. It is a transcript of the gene PRMT11, whose product is annotated as arginine methyltransferase 11. The record is from RefSeq and is a predicted model, not a curated record. Gene Ontology annotation, biological process: peptidyl-arginine methylation, to asymmetrical-dimethyl arginine; chromatin remodeling. Gene Ontology annotation, molecular function: protein-arginine N-methyltransferase activity; histone methyltransferase activity. Gene Ontology annotation, cellular component: nucleus. Lineage: Eukaryota; Viridiplantae; Streptophyta; Magnoliopsida; Brassicales; Caricaceae.
AUGGGUCGUAAAAAGAACAGCACACCAGUCAAAGCUCGGAGAAAAACAACGACACGAAUCAGAAUCAAAACACAAAGAUUCGUUUUGAAGCCUCGGAUGACUUGGAGGAACCCGCAAUGAGCUCCAGUCCAGAGGAAUCUGCUGUGGUUAGCGAUAAAAUCACUGAAGACGUAUCCAUGUGCGACGCUGAUGCCUCGUUCAUAGAUGGCGAUGACGAUAAGACUAGUGCUGAUUAUUACUUUGAUUCGUACUCUCACUUUGGUAUUCACGAAGAAAUGCUGAAAGAUGUAGUAAGAACUAAGACAUAUCAGAAUGUCAUCAACCAAAACAAAUUUCUAUUUAAGAAUAAAGUUGUUCUUGAUGUUGGAGCUGGGACCGGAAUUUUGUCCUUGUUUUGUGCUAAAGCAGGGGCAGCACAUGUUUAUGCAGUUGAGUGUUCCCAUAUGGCUGACAUGGCGAAAGAGAUUGUUAAAACAAAUGGACUAUCUGAUGUUAUAACAGUUUUGAAAGGAAAAAUAGAAGAAAUAGAGCUGCCAACAGCUAAAGUGGAUAUAAUCAUAUCAGAGUGGAUGGGAUAUUUUUUGUUGUUUGAGAAUAUGUUAAAUACAGUUCUGUACGCCCGAGACAAAUGGCUUGUCAACGACGGACUCGUAUUACCAGAUAAAGCUUCUCUUUAUUUGACAGCCAUUGAGGAUGCAGAGUACAAAGAUGACAAAAUUGAAUUUUGGAAUAAUGUUUAUGGCUUCAACAUGAGCUGCAUCAAAAAGCAAGCCAUGAUGGAACCUCUGGUUGACACAGUUGACCAGAAUCAAAUUGUCACAAACUGCCAGCUUCUCAAGACAAUGGAUAUCUCUAAGAUGUCCCCUGGGGAUGCUUCCUUCACAGCCCCAUUUAAGCUUGUGGCAGAACGCAAUGAUUACAUCCAUGCUCUGGUAGCAUAUUUUGAUGUAUCAUUUACCAAGUGCCAUAAACUGAUGGGCUUUUCCACAGGACCGAGAUCACGGGCUACGCAUUGGAAGCAAACAGUUCUGUAUCUGGAAGAUGUGUUAACAAUAUGUGAAGGGGAGGCAAUUACUGGGAGCAUGACAGUUGCUCCAAACAAGAAAAAUCCACGAGACAUUGACAUCAUGCUCAAAUAUUCAUUGAGUGGUCGUCACUGUGUUGUUUCCAGGAUUCAACAUUAUAAAAUGCGCUGAUUGCUUUCAUAAUGCUAACAGAUUUCCAGAAUGAUGUAUGCUUGGUCGCUGGCCCAAUCAGAUGGUCGUUUUGGAGUUUAAUUGCUGCCCCCUAUGGUAUGUAUGAGCUGUUGCUGCCUACCUGCACAUCAAGUAGCCAUUAUUGUUCCGAAUUUGCCUGUUAAGGAUAGGGCAAAGGCAUAGAAUCAUAUGUAUUAUAUCAGUCAAAUUCCAAUAUUUAAUCUUUUUUUCCCUUAAGGUUAUGCAACGUUAUGCUUACUUUUGAUAUUUUAAUUUAUGAAAUUUUUUUGUUUGGGUUCA